AUGGAGGUCAUAUUAUCUUUUCUUGCUGUAGCUGCGUUGUCCGUGACCUUCGUUGAUGGCGCUGGAUAUCUACAGGUGCGACCUCCCACACUAGGACAGUGUUACUAUGAAGAUAUCAACACAGCCCAUUUUAGCUACAAUAGGACUUUCUGUGAAGGACCAGCUUAUUGGUGUCAAAUUCAUAUAUGUUGGAUUACAUGUGGAUCAAACGAAAGACAAUCGCCAAUCAAUAUCGAUACACGUAAAACACAAUUUAGGAUUUUGCCAAUGCCAAAGUUCUACAAUCUACACAAAAGAGUUCCAGCAACUAUAAGAAACAAUGGUCAUGCACCGGAAUUCAAUGUCGUACCAACACAAAACAACAAGGACAGGAUUAUUUUAUGUAAUGUCCCUGGCAGACCAAAAGAUAAGAAGUAUGUAUUUGCUCAAUUACAUGUCCACUUUGGAAGAGACGUCACACAAGGAUCUGAACAUUGUAUUGACAACAUAUUCAAACCGAUGGAGGUUCACUUGGUAUUUUAUGACCUUGAUUAUGGAAACCUUGGAGACGCUAGAUCUAAAAAAGAUGGACUUGUGGGGUUAAGUGUAAUGGUAGAGGUCGGCGGAAAACCCCAGAAACCCACUGUAUGUAAGAGGACAUUUACAAAAAAGGUGGACUGA
Messenger RNA from Mytilus trossulus (common blue mussel), 660 nucleotides. Its product is annotated as nacrein-like protein. Gene Ontology annotation, molecular function: zinc ion binding; carbonate dehydratase activity. The coding region runs from base 1 to 660 and encodes 219 amino acids. The record is from RefSeq and is a predicted model, not a curated record. Lineage: Eukaryota; Metazoa; Mollusca; Bivalvia; Mytilida; Mytilidae. The transcript is spliced from 6 exons.